This is a messenger RNA of Diaporthe citri, 273 nucleotides long. RefSeq lists its product as uncharacterized. Lineage: Eukaryota; Fungi; Ascomycota; Sordariomycetes; Diaporthales; Diaporthaceae. The coding region runs from base 1 to 273 and encodes 90 amino acids. The transcript is spliced from 2 exons. The record is from RefSeq and is a predicted model, not a curated record.
AUGAAGUCCAACGACAUCAACGACUACGAGGACCACGGCCUGGUUGUGCAAGACCUCCUCGCUGCCCGCCCGGCCAGCAAGGCCGCAAUGCAUUUUACGUUGAAACUGCUGAGGGUCCUGAGCCAUUUAAGACACAGAUCUUCAGGACACAACCAAGUACAAGACGGCCGGAUGUCGAGGGUCAACAGGCCGAUGGACGUGUGCUCUGAAAACGGUGGCUGGAAGAUCGGGAAGAACGCUCGCUGUCCCCUAAACGAUGAGUUUAUCAGCUAA